UGCGCCUCCAUGUGACGCGCCCUCCUCGCGGUGCCCUUCAGCCGCCGCCGCAGUUCCCGGGGCGCCACAUGGACCGGGCCAGCCCGAGCGCGCUCCGCCACUGACUGCCCGCCCGCCCGCCAGCACCCCGGCCCGGGGAAGGCAGAGAACUCCUGGCCACACUUGCAUGUGAGUUCCGACCCUUGGAGGAGCCACUGAGGAAUCAAAGCCAUCGUCAUGGAGUUCGUGAUGAAACAGGCCCUGGGAGGGGCCACAAAGGACAUGGGGAAGAUGCUUGGAGGCGAUGAGGAGAAGGACCCUGACGCAGCCAAGAAGGAGGAGGAGCGCCAGGAGGCCCUGCGUCAGGAGGAGGAGGAGCGCAAGGCCAAGUACGCCAAGAUGGAGGCCGAGCGUGAGGCCAUGCGCCAGGGCAUCCGAGACAAGUAUGGCAUCAAGAAGAAGGAGGAGCGCGAGGCGGAGGCCCAGGCCGCCAUGGAGGCCAAUUCGGAGGGCAGCCUGACAAGGCCCAAGAAGGCCAUCCCGCCGGGCUGUGGGGACGAGCCAGAGGAGGAGGACGAGAGCAUCCUGGACACGGUCAUCAAGUACCUGCCCGGGCCACUGCAGGACAUGUUCAAGAAGUAGCGACCCUACGCUGGACGGCAACCCGCCCGCGCCCGGAGCCCCCAACCCCAUCGCCCCGAUCUCCCACUUAGCCCCUGCCCGUGCCCUCCGGAGGCCCCUGAAGGGAUGUCGGGAGCGGAGUGCAGCACCCCCAACGCCAAUAUAAGCCAUAGUCCUAGAUCUGUCAGCCCCUGUCCCCCUCACUCCUCGGGAGCCUACGCACCUCUCACUCCCACCCUCUCCCAGCACCGCCAUCGCCACCGCCCCCGGGGGGAGGGGCAGC
This is a messenger RNA of Lontra canadensis (Northern American river otter), 883 nucleotides long. RefSeq names its product complexin 1 (gene CPLX1). Bases 217 to 621 code for a protein of 134 amino acids. Gene Ontology annotation, biological process: regulation of neurotransmitter secretion; neurotransmitter transport; synaptic vesicle exocytosis. NCBI's taxonomy places the organism in Eukaryota, Metazoa, Chordata, Mammalia, Carnivora, Mustelidae. The record is from RefSeq and is a predicted model, not a curated record. Gene Ontology annotation, cellular component: SNARE complex; terminal bouton. Gene Ontology annotation, molecular function: syntaxin binding. The transcript has 4 exons.